CAACAAUGACAAAACGGCACGACGGGAGAUAAGAAUGACAGCAAAGAGCAAAGAGCAACUCCAUGAAAAAGAUAGAUUAGUUGCUAGCUAACUAGUUGUGGUCUCCGUUCUCUCCAGGAAGAACUCAAAAAUGAGUGCUGAGAUACCCGCAGGCAAGCGGCGUCGAGAAGCACAAGAAGAUGCUGUCCCUAAGAAUCGCAACAAGCGUCACAAGAAGAAUCCAGCGGAUGAUCUCAUCUGUCCCAUCACCAGAGAGCUGCCGUGGUCACCUGUCAUUGCUCUGGAUGGUCGAACCUAUGAAGAAGUAGCAAUCAAGAAGUAUUUCAAUCGGCAGCGGGAAAGUGGAGCUUCAAUAAAAUCACCAAUCACCAAUGAACUCAUGGGCGAAACUCUCAUUCCUACCCCUCAUAUCAGAAGCCUGAUUGAAACAUUGGUUGAAAAUGGAACCAUUCAAGGUGAUGUAUUGGUAGCUUGGAACAUCAAAGUCAAGCAAAUGAAGAAGAAGAACAAAUUGCUACAAAAGGCGAAUGAGGGCAAUGUGCGCGCUAUGCUGUGUUUGGCAUGCUUCUACCCAGUCAAUGCCUACAAUUGGAACAGAAAAGCACAUGAUGCUGGCAGUGUGCUUGGAACAGCUCGAGUUGGGGAAACUCUACUGAAAGGAAUAGGUGUAACAAAAUCAUUGCCACUUGGCAUUAUGUACCUCACCCAGGCAGCAACUGCAGGAUCUGAUCUUGCUGCGUAUUGUCUUGGGAAAUUUUGUGCCGCAGGCCAAUAUGGCAUGCCUGUCAGUGAAAAAGAGGCUAUUGUUUGGCUGCAAAAAUCUUUGGGAGCGUGCACCCACAAAAAUUUGAACGACGAAGGAAAAGUGAUAGCACAAGUCCUGUUGGACAACCUUCUGAAGAAGCCGAAUAGUGCUGCUGGAGACAGGAUCACACUGAGUGACUCCUAUAGCUCUGACUAACGAAUUACCUGGCUGGCUGGCUGGCUGGCUGGCUGGCUGGCUG
Seminavis robusta is the source of this 1004-nucleotide messenger RNA. The record is from the annotation of a GenBank genome assembly. NCBI's taxonomy places the organism in Eukaryota, Bacillariophyta, Bacillariophyceae, Naviculales, Naviculaceae.